GAAUCGAUCGCUGGAGCAGUGUAAACGUGAAAGUCUUAUAAAGCUUAGAGAAAAAGAAAAACUACCAAUAUGCAAGCUCAGUUGUUCCUUGUCCUAUUGGCCCUCGGUCUUGGCCAGAUUUCUGCGCUGCCCUCUCCCUCGCUACUCGACCAGCCGAGCACCAACCUGAUGCAGUUCCUCCUGCAGUCCCGGGACUUCAGCAGCGAUGGCUCCCACUCUAUCGAAUGUAUCAGCUACUACCUGCCCCUGAUCGAAGAGGCUGGAAACGUUUACAAGGAGCAGAUUUCGGCCUGUUUGGAGCAGUCUGCUCUGGAGAUCGCCCAGAUCAACGACACCACCAAGGCCGACCGAGAAGCCAUCAACGACUCCGCCACCGACUCCUGCAAUGCCCUCAAGAUCUGCAGUGAGUUCGAAGCCGCCGAGAAUUUCUUCGACUGCUACAGCAAGGCCGGUUCCGACAGCACCAAGUCCAUGUUCACCAUCUCCGCCAACGCCUCUGAAUUGCUGGCCGUGGUUAAAGAAGAGAAGCGUCUCAUCCAGGUCAAUGAAUACGUGUGCACCAACAAGACCCAGAGGACCUACGAAGAGAACUCCGCCAAGCACUACGAGGAUCUGAAGCUCUGCAUGGGUGGUGCCCCCAUUCCCUCUUCGACCACCAGCACUGAGACCCCCUCCACGCAGUCUUCCACUGGUUCUUCUUCUUCUGAUUCCUCUACUGCCUCGUCCUCGACUGAAUCUUCGUCGAGUGAAUCUUCCCCGGCUGAUUCCACGGAAUCCUCAACUGAGUCGUCCUCGAGUGAAUCUUCCCCGUCUGACUCGACGGAAUCCUCAACUGAGUCGUCCUCGUCUGAGUCCAGCACGGCAAGUUCCGGAGACGACAAGGAAGCAGCUCCCGAGGAGGACUUGAAAUCGGAGUCCAGCCAGAACAAGAGUGAUAUGCAGCGCCUUGUGAAAAGCCUGCAGGAGUGGUUCAAGACUCAAUAAGCCACCUUGUUGAAUAUUCCUAAAAUUAGUUAUAAAAGCAGCAAAAAAAAGAAAAAAAAUAAUAUACAUAUAUAUUAUACUAUAAUCGAAAACUAAAAAAAUAUAUGUUUUUAAUUGGA
Molecule: messenger RNA, 1103 nt
Organism: Drosophila biarmipes
Lineage: Eukaryota; Metazoa; Arthropoda; Insecta; Diptera; Drosophilidae
Exons: 2
Coding region: 70-984 (304 amino acids)
Source: RefSeq, a predicted model, not a curated record